UUCUAUUUAGAUCGGUUUUCCACUGUUUUUUUUUUUUUUUAUAGAGAUUGAGGAAUGACUGGACGAGAUUUGCGAAGAUGGAAUAUUUUGAAAAGGAUGGAAAAGUAGCUGUUAUACUGAUAUAGCGAUAGAUUACUGAACAUAGAUAAAAGAUAAUAAUAAUAUUAAUAGUAAUAAGAGCAAUAUUAUUACUACGACUAUUAACGCUACUACUACUGCUACUACUACUACUACUACUACUAUUACUGAUAAUAAUAAUAAUAAUAACAAUAGUAAUAGAUAAAGAUUACAGAACAUUCAAGACCGAGGUAAUAAAAUAUUUGAUCUGUAAAACCCUUUCUAUGUGAUAGAUAAAAAAAUAGGCAGGAAAAUUAUAUGAGAAAAAGUUAUCAUCUCCAGUGAAAACAAAUCGAAGAGAGUGCAAGUAGACACAGGAUCAAUUGCAAUAAAAGACGCAGAGACAAUAAGAAAGUUUAGAUAUAAAAUAACAACACAGAAAGAGAGGAAAUAUGAAGAGAAACAUACAUGGGGUAAGGUACUGUAAGUAGACCAUACAGACCUAACAUAAUAAUAAUGAGCAAAUAAGUAGACACUUGUACGACCGAAACUCGACGAAAGACAAAAAGAAAAAUCCAAAGCAAAACACGCAAAUAUAACAAUGAAAUGAUAAUAAUAAAAUAACCCAAAGAAAUAAAACACAGCACCACCAAACCAAGAUCUGAAGACGCAUGCCAGCGAGAAACCAUCAUGGGAUUCACAAGACUGACGCCCGGUGUGAGAGUGGGUGGGCGGACUUGUCUCAGGCUGGAUGCGAGAUGCGCCGCCCUCACAGCUGCUUGCUAUACCAUACUGUCGUGUGUGUUAGUAGCGGCCCUUUAUACAUGGAGGAUUUCUGCCAAUAUGCAGCAUCCACUAUACCUUCAGGAUGUUUAUUACGGUGUCCAGAUCUCAUACAUCUCGACGCUGGUGACCCACGUGGCGUUAAUUAUCCUCAGCAUCUUCCUCAUUGUGGGAGUCAUUCAGGAGCGCAUAAGCCUGCUGACUCCGUGGGUGGUGGCCAACAUAACGUUCAUGGCACUCGAGGCUGUGUGCUGUGUGUAUUCCAAUGUCCUUAGGGAUCAUAUUAAUAAGAGAUUCGACUCCCUCUGUAAGGCUGAGAUGGCGUUUUUCCUAACAAGAGGUUUCUUUAACGUUCUGGCCCUGACCGGCGUAAUGAAGUUCUUCAGGAACCUGCGAGCUGGCAUCACCUACAGGGACCCCGAGGCUAUCGAACUAUAGGCCCUGUCCACACCGUACCUGGGCUUUCACCUGCUGGCAUUGUGCCACCUUAAAACAUGAGGGGAAAAGAUGGGUGCACGCCAUCUGGUCUUCAGAUGGAUAUCACGCCGUUCGAGAAUAAGAACAUGGUCUAUUUCCCACGACAAAAAAAAACAAAAAAAACUUGUAUAUUUGUGUACAUUUGUGUCUUGGUUUUGUGUUAUAGUUAGUGUGUGUGUAUGUGUGUGUGUGUUUGGGGGGGGGGGGGGGUUCGAGUACACGGACAGGUAACCAUAGUCGGGAACUUUAUGAAUAAGCGAGAAGUGAAAAGAAUUCUUCAACCGGGAGAGAUUCUUGAGAACUUGAAAAUUGUCUGUGUAAGAGAGCUGAGAUGUUUUUCAUAGUUUCUCUUCUAGGCUUUUUGUUUAUUGUAUUUUUUUUCUAAGAGAGAAAGGUAUAGAGGGACACGCAAGGAUAUGAAGUACUUAGAGAGAGAGAGAG
Messenger RNA from Penaeus chinensis, 1758 nucleotides. RefSeq lists its product as uncharacterized. NCBI's taxonomy places the organism in Eukaryota, Metazoa, Arthropoda, Malacostraca, Decapoda, Penaeidae. The record is from RefSeq and is a predicted model, not a curated record. The transcript is spliced from 7 exons. Bases 748 to 1278 code for a protein of 176 amino acids.